AUGGCUUCCACGUACUUUGCAGAACUUCACCUUGCCUUCCAGCGAUGGGCCGAUCAUCCCCAAGGUGGAUAUUUUGUAACCGGCGUUGUACUGUCACUGGCCGCAAUACUCUUUGGUGUCGUGAUACACUUGACCUCCAGCCCGACACCAAAAGUCCCGAUUCUACUCAAUGAUGAGAUUGGAAAUGCAAGGAAGCGUGCUCUCGAGUAUUGUUUCAAUCCCCGAGCCGUCAUGGCCAAAGGAUAUGCCAAGUUCAAAAAUGAAGUCUUUGGGCUCGAUACACAGGACGGGGUUAAGCUUGUCAUACCGCCUGGCUUCCUGGAUACGCUAAAGAGUCAUCCCGCACUCAGCUUUAAGGCGUCAAUUGAUAAUGACAUGCAAAUCGAGUAUACAUACUUUGGUGGACCACCCGAGUACGUUAUCCAUGCGAUCAAAGCCAACCUCACCGGAUCCCUUCCUGCCUUCACACCUUUGCUUCACGGCAUGGUAAAGAAGAACAUGCCAAAUGUCCUCGGUCUAUACAAAGAUUGGACACCAGUCCAAAUCCACGACCGUGUCCUCCGCCUUGUUGCAAGAAACAAUGCACGUGUCUUCCAAGGCACAGCCGCCAGCCUCGACGAAGAAUGGCAAUCCGCCUCAACAGGCUACGUCCUCGCUUGCUUCGACUGCAUCCGCGCUCUCAAACAAUGGCAUCCAUGGCUUCGACCUCUCGUCUACCGCUUCAUCCCCGAACGAGCAGCUAUAAAGGAUCAAUGGGCCAAGGGUCGCAAACGCGUGAUGGCGUCUAUGUUAGAGAGAAAGCGUAAGGGAGGAAACAUUGAAAAUCCUCCUACGAUGCUGGAUCAUUUGAGUAAUGGACGGAAUGAGCAUAUGGCGGAUGAUGUCGAGAUGCAGCUUCUUCAUCAAAUGACGCUCAUUGCUGUCGGGACUGUUACCACAUUCUCCUCUACUACGCAGGCUAUUUAUGAUCUUGCUGCUCAUCCAGAGUAUGUUUCUAUCUUGAGACAAGAGGUUGAGAGUGUGCCCAGAGAUCAAAACGGUAACUUUAACCGGGACUCAACCUCGGCAAUGGAGAAGCUUGAUAGUUUCCUCAAAGAAAGUCAACGUCUCAACUCACCAGAUUUGACCACAUUCCAACGCGCUGCCGUCGCAGACAUGACCCUGCCUGACGGAACGUUCGUCCCCAAAGGUACAAAGCUCGAAAUAAAUACCUGCUCCAUCCACGCCGACAAAGACUUCUACGAGAAUCCCAAAGAGUUCGACGGUCUACGGUUCUACAAGAUGCGUCAAGGGCCCGGUCAAGAGAACAAGUACAAAUACUCUAGCGUCGGUAGAGAUGAUUUGUCUUGGGGCUUUGGACGUCAUGCAUGCCCGGGUCGAUAUCUCAGUGCGGUAAACAUCAAGCUCAUUUUGGCUGAGCUUUUGAUGAAUUAUGAUAUCAAGCUUUGUGAGGGGGCUAAGAGGCCACCGAAUAUUGAGUUCGAGGUUCUGUGCUCUCCUGAUCCGAAUUACGAAAUUUUGUUGAAGAACAGGGAACGUUAA
Molecule: messenger RNA, 1542 nt
Organism: Fusarium coffeatum
Lineage: Eukaryota; Fungi; Ascomycota; Sordariomycetes; Hypocreales; Nectriaceae
Exons: 8
Coding region: 1-1542 (513 amino acids)
Molecular function (GO): heme binding; iron ion binding; monooxygenase activity
Source: RefSeq, a predicted model, not a curated record